AUGGCGACCUUCAACCAGAUUCUCGAAAUGGACGAACCAGGAGAGUGCGAGUUCAGCCAGUCCAUCGUCGAAGGAUUUUUCGAGCAGGCGGAGGAGACCAUCACGUCGAUGAAAGAGGAACUGGAGAACAAGGAGUUGGAAAAGCUGUCUUCUUUGGGUCAUUUCCUCAAGGGCUCUUCGGCCACCCUUGGUCUGGUCAAGGUGCGAGACAACUGCGAAAAGAUUCAGCGGUUCGGCAAGAAGGAGAAGGAGGAUGGCUCCCCGCUGCCAGACGAGAAGGUGUGCCUCGAAAAAAUCGGAGAGACCCUCAAAACUCUCGAGACGGACUACGCCGACGUCGAGCAGGUGCUGAAGCAGUACUUCGAGGGGCGAGCUGCAACAGAUUAA
This is a messenger RNA of Verticillium alfalfae VaMs.102, 387 nucleotides long. RefSeq lists its product as hypothetical. The record is from RefSeq and is a predicted model, not a curated record. Gene Ontology annotation, biological process: phosphorelay signal transduction system; phosphorylation. The transcript has 2 exons. Gene Ontology annotation, cellular component: nucleus; cytoplasm. Gene Ontology annotation, molecular function: histidine phosphotransfer kinase activity; protein histidine kinase binding. Bases 1 to 387 code for a protein of 128 amino acids. Lineage: Eukaryota; Fungi; Ascomycota; Sordariomycetes; Glomerellales; Plectosphaerellaceae.